Molecule: messenger RNA, 3777 nt
Organism: Acinonyx jubatus (cheetah)
Lineage: Eukaryota; Metazoa; Chordata; Mammalia; Carnivora; Felidae
Gene: TMEM151B
Product: transmembrane protein 151B
Exons: 2
Coding region: 679-2598 (639 amino acids)
Source: RefSeq, a predicted model, not a curated record
UGCUGGGUGCCACGGUCGGCACCCAGGAUGCAGAGACGGAGACCCUGCCCUCAGGAGCACUCAGUCUAGACACGUAAACAACUCAUUGGGGCAACCAUGGGACAGAGUGAGCCAAGUGCUUCAAGAGGCCCCCAGAGAGCCAGCCCCAAGAAUCAUUUUCUUUUGACAAAUGGCUGGGCUGCAAACCUCUUCCUCCCUACUCCCCACCCAGUCCCACAUCCCCUUUCCCCAGCCACUUGCCUCGGCCCUUCUGGAUAUCUCCUCCUGGACUGCCUUCUACUCAGAGAUGCCAGUCCUCUCCCUCCCCUCUGAGAACAGGAAAAGGAUGUGAGGGUCCAGGAAGGGGACUCACAGGGGGCCUAGGGUUCAGAACGUGGGGAAGGAGUCAGAACUGAGGGUUUCCUGCCCCCUCCCAAAGGAGGUAUGAGACUAAUUGUCUGUGAGGGACAGGGAAGUGGAUGGGUCAAAGAGGACUGGCUCUUCCAGAACCUAGGACUCAAAGAACCUGGAAGAAGCGAGGGCCUCACCUGUUAAGCGGGAAAGUGAUGUCAGUGGGUCCCUCCCCACUUUCCUGGAACACCUGGAAGGAGUCCUGGCUGGGGACCUGCCUUCCCUGAUGCCUAUCUGUCCUCCCUUGUCUUCCCCAUCCACGCCUUCUCCUGUUUCACUGCCAUCUUUAUGUCUGUCUUUGGACUGUGUUUUUCUGGGCACCAUCCUAUCCAUCUGUGUCUUCUCUGCCACCUGGGCCUCCUCCCUCCAUCUCUGGCUGUGAUCCCUCGCUGCCUUUUGGGGUGUCUCUCUCUACACUUCCCUGCAUUGGCAUUUUGUUCUCAUUUCCUGUCCCCAUGGCUCACUCUGGGUCAUUUCUGCUUUUAUCUUUGGUCCUUGGCUCCCAUCUUGGUCUUACCUUUUCUUGCCACGUCCCUGUCAUCUCUGAUGCUGGCUUCCACCCCUCCAUCCAUCUCUGUGCUGGGUCCUGCCACUCUCACUCCCUGUUCACCUUGGACCUUCCCCUGCCCAUCUGAGCAGCAGCGUCCCAUCCAGCCCUCUUUCACCAAGUCCCUCUGCCGUGAGUCCCACUGGAAGUGCCUGCUGCUCUCGCUGCUCAUGUACGGCUGUCUGGGGGCCGUGGCCUGGUGCCACGUAACCACGGUGACCCGCCUCACCUUCAGCAGCGCCUACCAGGGCAACAGCCUCAUGUACCACGACAGCCCCUGCUCCAACGGCUAUGUCUACAUCCCCCUGGCCUUCCUGCUCAUGCUGUACGCCGUCUACCUGGUGGAGUGUUGGCAUUGCCAAGCCCGCCAUGAGCUGCAGCACCGUGUUGAUGUGAGCAGCGUGCGGGAGCGUGUGGGCCGCAUGCAGCAGGCCACGCCCUGUAUCUGGUGGAAGGCCAUCAGCUACCACUAUGUCCGCCGCACCCGCCAGGUCACCCGAUACCGCAAUGGAGACGCCUACACCACCACCCAGGUCUACCAUGAGCGCGUCAACACGCACGUGGCGGAGGCCGAGUUCGACUACGCGCGCUGCGGCGUCCGCGACGUGUCCAAGGCGCUGGUGGGGCUGGAGGGCGCGCCGGCCACGCGCCUGCGCUUCACCAAGUGCUUCAGAUUCGCCAGCGUGGAGGCCGAGAACGCGUACCUGUGCCAGCGCGCGCGCUUCUUCGCCGAGAACGAGGGCCUGGACGACUACAUGGAGGCGCGCGAGGGCAUGCACCUCAAGAACGUGGACUUCCGCGAGUUCAUGGUGGCCUUCCCGGACCCGGCCCGGCCGCCGUGGUACGCCUGCUCGUCCGCCUUCUGGGCCGCGGCGCUGCUCACGUUGUCGUGGCCGCUGCGCGUGCUGGCCGAGUACCGCACGGCCUACGCACACUACCACGUGGAGAAGCUCUUCGGCCUGGAAGGUCCCGGCUCGGCGAGCAGCGCGGGCGGCGGCCUGAGCCCCAGCGACGAGCUGCUGCCGCCGCUCACGCACCGCCUGCCGCGGGUCAACACGGUGGACAGCACGGAGCUCGAGUGGCACAUCCGCUCCAACCAGCAGCUGGUGCCCAGCUACUCGGAGGCGGUGCUCAUGGACCUGGCGGCGCUGGGGGCGCGCUGCGCGGGGGCGGCGGGCGGCGGCUACGCGCCCACGUGCCGCUACGGCGGGGUGGGCGGCCCGGGCGCGGCGGGCGUGGCCCCGUACCGGCGCAGCUGCGAGCACUGCCAGCGCGCCGUCAGCAGCUCGUCCAUCUUCUCGCGAAGCGCGCUCAGCAUCUGCGCCAGCCCGCGGGCCGGGCCCGGGCCCGGAGGCGGGGCGGGCUGCGGGGGCAGCCGCUUCUCGCUCGGCCGCCUCUACGGCUCCCGGCGCAGCUGCCUGUGGCGCAGCCGGAGCGGGAGCGUCAACGAGGCGAGCUGCCCCACCGAGCAGACGCGGCUGUCGAGCCAGGCCAGCAUGGGGGACGACGAGGACGACGACGAGGAGGAGGCCGGGCCGCCGCCGCCCUACCACGACGCCCUCUACUUCCCGGUCCUCAUCGUGCACCGGCAGGAGGGGUGUCUGGGCCACAGCCACCGGCCGCUGCACCGCCACGGCUCCUGCGUAGAGACCUCACUGUGACCUCCGGCCCCGGGCAGCCCGUCGCCCUCCCUCCUGCCCCUCGCGGGACUGAGCUUCUUGCGUGUAGCAGGGGGGUCAUGAUGGUGACCGAGGCUGUGCUGGGCACGGCGCGGGGAGCGGGGAGGCGACGGUGCGCGGGACAGACCCCAUGGGGUCCGGAUCCCCCGCCUUCCCUGUACAUAAAGAGACCGAUGGGUGGGAGGGGAUGGGCGGGGGGGGGCUCCGGAGAAUCCCGGCACGGUGGGCUCUUCCAGCCCCGUCCCUGUCCUAGGGGGACACCUCCCCGCCCUACACGCACACUCGAGAUUUCCCGUCCAGCCUUUCAACGGAUCUUCUGACUGUUAGUGGAGGCCGUGCUGUGGCACCGCGUGGGGCCUGUCUCCAGUGUGAGGCCCCUCGCUGUGCAGCUGGGGAGGUUUAGAGGCGUGGGGAAGGGAAAUUGGGGCUUUCCUUCCAUCGCUGCCUGGCCCCACCAGGGCCUCUCUCUACUGAGGUCGCCGUGGUUUGGCGAACAGCGGGGCUGGCUUCCAACCAGCUAAUGAAUUCAGUGGGUCUGAAGCCGGGGCCAGAUGUCAGCCCCGAUGCUCCAUCUCAAAACCGUGCAAAUGUUGCUAUCCUCUUCUUGGCGCUGGCCCCAACCAUCGGGGUUUCCUUUCUGCCACUCCCUUCACUGCUGUUUAUCUCGCUGGGCCCCUGGAGUGUGGGUCCUGGAGGGACUGUGCUCACACUGCACACGUCACUCCCCCUGCCCCCCUCCGGCUCUCUGGCCCUAAAGAGUACUUGCCCAGAGAGGAGGGAGGCAUAAUGUGGAGGGCAUGUACCUCAGUCCUUUCUCUAAACUCUGCAGCCCCCUGGCAGCAGCAGCCUCCUCACCUGGGUUCUGAGAGGGCUCUCCCUUCAGUUGAGGGGGUUGGGGGGUGGGAUACCCUCCCCCUAGGCGCGUUCAUUAAAGCUGGCCAACGUGAGUGGGUGGGAAGAGUGGGAGACAGACCUGGGUGACAAACUCUAGAAGCAGGUGGGAUUCAAAGAGGAGAGGGCAGUGGAGGGAGACUGAAAGGGGUGUCUGGGGCAACUUUUGCUUCCCCAGACUUGGGGGGGGGGGUGCAAAGGGUGGUUGUCCCCACACAUUACCUCUGUAGGACUGAGGAUGUCCUCACAAGCCCCAGCUGGAGAAAUGAA